Molecule: messenger RNA, 2154 nt
Organism: Lampris incognitus (smalleye Pacific opah)
Lineage: Eukaryota; Metazoa; Chordata; Actinopteri; Lampriformes; Lampridae
Product: breakpoint cluster region protein-like
Exons: 15
Coding region: 1-1770 (589 amino acids)
Biological process (GO): signal transduction; positive regulation of GTPase activity
Cellular component (GO): membrane
Molecular function (GO): GTPase activator activity
Source: RefSeq, a predicted model, not a curated record
AUGCUUGCUAAUAGACUGCAGCAAAUAGCCGGGUUUGAGUUACUGAUGGUCCUCUAUGCUUGUCUACCACAGAACCGCCAGCUGCUGAAGGACAGCUUCAUGGUGGAGCUGGUGGAGGGGGCGAGGAAACUACGCCAUAUCUUUCUUUUCACCGACUUGCUGCUCUGUGCGAAGCUCAAGAAACAGAUCGGAGGUAAAAACCAGCAGUAUGACAGUAAAUGGUACAUCCCCCUUUCUGAGCUGACCUUCCAGGGCCCAGAGGAGGCUGAGCCGCUAACCAUCCCUCAGGUCCCCGACGAAGAGCUAGAUGCCAUGAAGGUCAAGAUCUCCCACCUCCGCAGUGAGAUCCAGAGAGAGAAGAGAGCCAACAAGGGAUCCAAAGUGAUAGACCGGCUCAGGAAGAAGCUGUCUGAGCAGGAGUCUCUAUUACUGCUGACCUCCCCAAGCAUGGCCCUGAGAGUACACAACAGGAAUGGCAAGAGUUACAUUUUCCUGAUAUCGUCUGACUAUGAACGAGCUGAGUGGAGGGAGAUGAUCAAGGAACAGCAGAAGAAAUGUUUCAAGAGUGUCUCCUUGACCUCUGUGGAGCUGCAGAUGCUGACCAACUCCUGUGUCAAACUGCAGACCGUCCACCACAUACCGCUCACAAUCAACAAAGAAGAGGAUGAAUCCCCUGGACUCUAUGGCUUCCUGAAUGUAAUAGUCCAUUCAGCCUCCGGCCUCAAACAGAGCUUGAAUCUCUACUGCACGCUGGAGGUGGACUCUUUUGGCUUCUUCCUGAACAAAGCCAAGACAAGAGUGUAUCGCUACACCACUGAACCCAAAUGGAAUGAGGAGUUCGAGAUCGAGCUGGAGGGCUCCCAGACCCUGAGGCUGCUGUGCUACGAGAAGAGCUACAACAAGAGCAAGCAGAGUAAGGAGGACGGGGAGAACGCGGACCGCAUCAUGGGGAAAGGACAGAUCCCGCUUGACCCUCAGACCCUCCAUGGCAAAGACUGGCAGAGAACAGUCAUUCCUAUGAACGGGAUUGAGGUUAAGAUCUCAAUGAAGUUCACCAGCCGAGAGUUCAGCUUGAAGAGGAUGCCUUCACGAAAACCUAUGGGAGUGUUUGGAGUAAAGAUAUCAACGGUGACCAAGCGAGAGCGGUCCAAGGUACCCUACAUUGUGCGGCAGUGCCUGGAGGAGAUUGAGAGGAGAGGUAUGGAGGAGGUUGGCAUCUAUCGAGUAUCAGGAGUGGCCACUGACAUUCAGGCACUGAAGGCCGCCUUUGACACAAACAACAAAGAUGUGUCGGUGAUGAUGAGUGAGAUGGAUGUCAACGCCAUCGCUGGGACCUUGAAGCUGUACUUCAGAGAGCUUCCAGAGCCGCUUUUCACGGAUGAGCUCUAUCCCAACUUUGCAGGAGGCAUCACCCUUUCGGACAGCGUUGCCAAAGAGAGCUGUAUGUUGAACUUGUUGCUAUCACUGCCAGAACCCAACUUGGUCACGUUUCUUUUUCUUUUGGACCACCUAAAGAGGGUGGCCGAGAAGGAGAGUGUCAACAAGAUGUCUCUCCACAACCUGGCUACGGUGUUUGGCCCCACCCUGCUAAGACCUGCAGAGAAGGACAGUAAGAUCCCCACCAACCCCACCCAGCCAAUCAGCAUGGGGGACAGCUGGUCUCUGGAAGUUAUGUCACAGGUUCAAGUGCUGCUGUACUUUCUCCAGCUGGAGACCAUUCCCACCCCAGACAGCAAAAGACAGAGCAUCCUUUUCUCCACCGAAGUGUAAAGCAGAACUGGCUCCGCAGAUGUUCGCUACGAGAGAGAAGAAGAAGACCGAAGGACUGUGGCUCAAACUGAGCCUGAAGUAGUAUGUUUUUAGAACUGAGUGGCUUCGUCAAAUUGGCUCUUAGCCGAAUUUCAGGAGUAAACGAUGGCUUUUGUGAAUGACUAAUGGCUAUGACCACAAGAUGGCGCCAUUUAGGCCUCUGCAGUUAAAAGUAGAGGCCGUUCGCUCUAAAACGUGCAUAUCUCUCUGAUGAAUACUCAUUACUGUACAUCGCACCCAAUACUCAGUGUGAUUCUCUGUACCUCCAGUGAUGCAGUAUACCCUAUCUACCUUGUUCCACCUCACUCUGUCUCCAUGUUGCUCUUACUAUUAUUAACAGUGGAC